GGAAAAUGACAUUAGUGAUGUGUUGGACACAACAUUUUCUGUGGAGCACGAUUCUUUCGGUCAGCUUCAGGUUCAUGAACUGAAACCAAAUGGAAAGAACAUAACUGUAACUGAUGACAACAAAAAAGAAUAUGUCAGGUUGUACGUGAAUUAUCGGUUCAUGAGAGGAAUAGAACAGCAGUUUCUUGCCCUCCAGAAAGGUUUCAAUGAGUUGAUUCCUCAACAUCUUCUAAAAUCAUUUGAUGAGAAGGAGUUGGAGCUUUUGAUUGGAGGGCUAGGAAAGAUAGACUUGGAGGACUGGAGACUUAACACACGUCUCAAACAUUGUACUCCUGACCACAACAUAGUCAAGUGGUUCUGGAAAGUGGUAGAGUCGUAUAGUGAAGAACGUCGUGCCCGUCUUCUCCAGUUCGUCACAGGAAGUUCACGUGUUCCUCUGCAAGGCUUCAAAGCUUUACAAG
Molecule: messenger RNA, 461 nt
Organism: Limulus polyphemus (Atlantic horseshoe crab)
Lineage: Eukaryota; Metazoa; Arthropoda; Merostomata; Xiphosura; Limulidae
Product: E3 ubiquitin-protein ligase SMURF2-like
Exons: 3
Biological process (GO): ubiquitin-dependent protein catabolic process; negative regulation of BMP signaling pathway
Molecular function (GO): ubiquitin-protein transferase activity
Source: RefSeq, a predicted model, not a curated record